AUGUUAAUAUGUUAAAAGAGUAUUUUAUAGAAUUUAAAUAAUUUUAUUGUUAUUAAUAUCUUAUUAAUAUAGGGAGGUGACCAUUAUACAUUGAUCCAGUGCCUUUUUGUGUGAUUCGAAACUGUGACUGUGAGAUGUAUGAGAGUUUGACUUCUAGGCGGGUAAUUCUAUUUUCACUUUAAACGGAUGACAGGUGCCUGAGUGUAUCCCGACCCAUUCCAGGCUAGCAUCAGAUGUCAUGAUGGACCUUUACAAUCUUUCACGUGUACUUUCAAGAACCAUAUACAUUUUUUUGACAAUUGGUUGCCAUGGUAAUAGAAUCUGAAAAUUAAAACCUGGACUUCUGAAGGCGAAUUUUCCUCCAUUUCCUGGUAGUUUGAGACCUAAGGAAUACAAAAUUAAAAGUUGGGCAAAGACAUCUGAUGUUGAAUUCAAAGUCAACAAAACGUCAGCGCUGCGGUAACCGAUGAUAUGUAACAAUUUUAACACUUGCAUGUACUCUGUGCAGUGUGAAAGGGGAAGUUAACUAACAGUGAUCAAUUGAACAAAUCCCCUAAAGAAUAAACGGUUAAGAAAGUUGAAUAUUACGAACAGUGAUCAAUCUCAUUACUGAUAACUCCUAUAAGCAAAACAAAAUAGGAAGUUGGCCAAACACGGACCAUUGGACACACUAGAGGUGGGAUCAGACAAACACGGACCCUUGGACACACCAGAGACGGGAUCAGGUGCCUAAGAGGAGUAUGGAUGGAUGGAAGUCUUGUAAUUCAGCUGAUGUUUACCGCAGCAUUAUCAGGGGUUAAUGGAGUGUCCUCGAAUAUUGGUUAUAAUGAUAGCGAAUCGCUUAAGACGUGUGCUUACAAUACCCAUUUCAACGAAAGUGUCCACCGCUGUGUAGAGUGUCCAUUGGGCAAUUUUGGAGUGAAUUGUAAAGCAAAAUGUAUGAGCGGAUAUUAUGGCUAUCUUUGCCGGAGCAGCUGCAGUUGUGAAGUAUUCACAUGCGAUCCAGUUACGGGAUGCCCAGAUCAUUCAAAUGUCAGUGGCAACACGAGUUCCCAUAAGCCAACCCAAGGCACAACUCCUCACCAUUUCAAGAAAGCUCAGCGAUACAUUCAGAAUCUACGAGAUUAAUAUUAGCACAUACAAGGAGGAAUCCCGUUUUCAGGGAUCAUCAUGAAAAUCAGAUUUGGAUGUUGGUCGGCCUUGCUCUCGUUGGAUUCUUAGGCACAACUCUCAUUGCUGGUCUUGUCAUUUGCACGAGGAAGCUGAGCUGGUGCAAAUCUACUUCACAAUAUCCUUAUUUAGGAGGUGGAACUGCUAUUGCUGGAAAUAACAUUGAAGUGGAACCUGACGGACAGCCCAUAGGCGAGAUGUGUGCUUCCAAUGAUGAUGCCGACGUUUACGACGAAAUUCGCAACUCAUUCCAAUAUAACUGCACCAACUCAUGGGUAGACUCACGUCCUUCUCCGUGUUGUGGAAACGGAACCAACAUCAGUGAUAGAAAAAUCCGAAUGUCGGAAAACAUUUACAGUAAAAAUGAGGUUGAGGAUGAGGGUCAGUACAGCAUCCUUCAGUUAAAGAAAAGACAGAGUUCCGAUUCAAACAUGAGUGGAUGGCCGAGACAUGAAGGAGCAUGUAGUUCACAGGAAGAGUACGCAUCAUUGAAAUCAUCUGGUACUAUUGUUGUCGCAGGGAAAAAGAGAAAGGGAAGAUUCAAAAUCUUGAACAGAAUAUCUGGAGCCGAUUUUACCUGGCGCAGACAAAACAAGAAAUCCACUGGCAGUCUUACUGGCUGUACCUCUGAAGAUGGACUUGUAGAGUUGAACAAGGGUGCUGCAAAUGAAGAAUAUUCAAUGACAACAGGAUGCUCUGGAACAACAAUCAACGAAGAGGAGAGUCCAUACAGUCUGGUCAACAUGUGUGAUAUAAAUGAUGAAUGCUGAAAUAUAAAAUCAAUGUUUCCACCUGACUGAUUCUGUGGAGGAAACAAUUAAGCUUGCAAGAGAGCAUCCAUUUUUUGUUUGUUUAUGUUUUUCAACCCAUGUAUAAUAAUAAAGAUAUUCCAAAAUGUA
Molecule: messenger RNA, 2069 nt
Organism: Ostrea edulis (European flat oyster)
Lineage: Eukaryota; Metazoa; Mollusca; Bivalvia; Ostreida; Ostreidae
Exons: 9
Coding region: 1188-1940 (250 amino acids)
Source: RefSeq, a predicted model, not a curated record